Messenger RNA from Frankliniella occidentalis (western flower thrips), 4904 nucleotides. RefSeq names its product carbohydrate sulfotransferase 6. Gene Ontology annotation, molecular function: N-acetylglucosamine 6-O-sulfotransferase activity. Gene Ontology annotation, biological process: sulfur compound metabolic process; N-acetylglucosamine metabolic process. Lineage: Eukaryota; Metazoa; Arthropoda; Insecta; Thysanoptera; Thripidae. The record is from RefSeq and is a predicted model, not a curated record.
GCAGUCUGCGCGAGUCCUCGCGCCUGUGUGGAGGGCAACCCCGUACGCGCGCCCGCCUCGCCCCCGACAUCUGUUUACGUGCCGCUCGACCUCCCCGUCGUCGUCCUCUUCUGGCGUCCGCGUCGUCCUGGUGGCCCCGCAGUUCCCCUUCCCUCUCCAGCGACCCGCGCUCACCCGCGCUCGCCGACGCCGUUGUCCAGCACCGCCGCGCGCAACAAGUCAGCCGACAAGAUGCUGUUCAUCCUGCUGCUCGUCGCACUGGUGAUGCUGCUGUGAGCGGCGACGACAUCAACGGCGUCCUCGCUCGCCAGCACCGACCCCUCCGCGGUGACCCUGCGGGCCGCGGCCACCCACGACGACGACGACGUCCCGCGGCCGCCGCACCCGGAGAUCUAAAGUCGGGAGGCGGACCUGCGCAGCGGUGACGCGAGAAAGUGAGGUUAGGUGCGCGGUGCCCGCAGCAGCAGCAGCAGCGCCAGCCGCCGCCAGCCGCCAGCCGCCCCGCCGGUGAAUGUGGCACAAGCUGCUCUCCUCAUGACACAAAUACGGCGGCGCUGCGCACCGGCCCCGCUCUCCGCCGCGCCGCGCCCGCCCGCCGCCGCAGGUGGUUACCCCGCGGAGCAGCGCGUCCUGCCGCCCCUCCUGGAGUAGCCGCCGCCGCCGCCGUCCAAGUGUCCGGCAGCGGUCCGUAACUCGAGCUUGUCGCCGGCCUGUCACGCCGCCUGUCGACGACGGCCGUCUUCUCCAGCACAUCCCCAGCGUUCCGCGUCAAAGUGGCAGCAGCAGUAGCAACGUCACCGCCGCCGUAGUACGGCGUCGUCGUCGUCGUCGACUCCGUAGUCGCCGACGCCGGGGGACGGACCCGCCCGCGGAGUUGUCCAGGACUCGUCGGCGGCUGUCCAGGAUCACCUGCUCCAGGACGCGCAGCAGGAGGAUGUGCGCGGAACGAUGACGGGCGACACCGUCUCUCUCCUCGGCAGGCCGCAGCGACACUCGACGAGGUACGAUGGCCGCUGGUGCUGCCCCGGGCCGGGGAGGCUGGUGCUGCCGCACGCCCUGCAGCGCGUCGGCGCGCUCGGCCUGCUGCUGGCGUGCUCGCUGUGCCUGCUCCUGCUCGCCGUCUCGCACCGCCUCGUCACCUCCAACGCGCUUGACCGGGCGCCCUUCCUCGCCAUCGGCCGCACCAUACAGAUGGACCUCGACCCCGCCGCCGACGCGGAGGUUGAGGCCUCCACGCUGGACGGCCGCGGCGGCGCGUAUUACGUCGGCGACGUCGGCGACGACGUGCAGGUCGAGGUGGAGGUCCAAGUGAUAGCGGGCCCCGGCGCCGGGGCCGCGCGCCCCGAGCACCGGGGCCACGAAGACACCCCCCUGGGGCCGGCGUUCAAGAGCUGGUCGAGCUCGGAGCUGGAGUCGUGGGGCGGCGCGGGCGGCGCCAACCGCUCCCUGGACAUGGAGGGCGUCAUCAAGCAGCAGCGGCUCGUGGUCGCCGAGGAGAUGGCCGGCUACCGGUACCCCGGCGGCGCGCACAACGUGAGCGCGCGCGCGCUCAGCGACCUGGUGCCCGAGCUGGGCGGCCAGCCCGUGCGCUCCGUCAUCCUGACCACCUGGCGCUCCGGCUCCACCUUCCUCGGCGACGUGCUGCACGCCCACCCGGCCAACUUCUACCACUACGAGCCGCUGCUGCACUACGACAUCGUGCAGGUGCGCGGCGAGCCGCUGGCCCGCGGCGCCAUCGACACCCUCCGCAACCUGUUCCACUGCAACUACACCGGCCUGAAGGAGUACCUGGACUACGGGCCCGAGCACAACUGGCUGUUCUCGCACAACACGCGGCUGUGGGACGCCUGCCAGAGGCGACCAGACCUGUGCUGGCAGCCCCAGUUCCUCACCCCGUUCUGCAGACUCUUCCCAUUCCAGUCCAUGAAGGUGGUGCGCCUCAGGCUGCGACUCAUGGAGGAGCUCCUUGCAGACCCCAGCCUCAACAUCCGCGUUGCCCUCCUGGUGAGGGACCCUCGCGGCACGCUGCAGAGCCGUAAGCACAGGGACUGGUGUCCUGGGCGACCCGACUGCUCAGAGCCCUUGAAAUUGUGCAACGACCUAGUGUCAGACUACAGUGCAGCCGUACGACUGACUAAAUUGUACCCAGGAAGGUUCAGGGCUAUGCGCUAUGAAGAUUUAUCUAUGGAACCAUUCAGCAAAGUUCAAGAGCUAUUCGAUAUGUAUGGCCUCGACUUUCAUCCUGCAGUCCAGGAGUUUCUGGAAACGCACACCAAAGUAGAUGUUGGUGGUGUUUCUUCAACAUAUCGUAAUUCGAAGUCUGCACCUUUUCAUUGGAGACAAGAUCUAAAACAUUCUGAAGUUCGACUAAUUCAGAAUAAAUGCCACCAGGCCAUGAAAUUAUGGGGUUACCUGCCAGCUCUAAAUGCGAACCAUCAAAGAGACUUCAAUCCAAUGGGCAACUUCUCCUUGCAUUGAAAAAUAUUUAUUGAGUCUUGAAAUCUAGUUAUUUGUCUGCAAAAAUGGAACCACCUUUGAUCUGAAUUCCAUGCACAAAUGUGCUGGUAUAGGCUUUGCUUCAGUUUACACUAGUUUCUUCUGUGAAUCAAUACUAAAUGAGAACCUAUUGAUACCUCAUGAGAUUCAGUUUUAAUCAGACAAAUACACUUUCACUGUACAAUAAACUGUGUGAUCUAAUUUUAUAGUAGCCUUAAGGUCUGCUACACCUUUUGUACUAUAAUGCAUAAUUUUGAGUCACAUUUUUUGGCUAUUUUGCCAAUUUAUUGCUGGAAAAGCACCAAAGCUGACUUAAUAUUGUUACAUAAUUUUUAUAGGGCUAGAACUGUUUUAAUGAUUUUUGUUACUGAUUUGUUGUGAUAGGUGCUCAUAGUAAUAUUUAUUUUAUUGAAUACAUUUAAGUUGAAACACUUGGCUCAACUGUGAAACAAAUCAUACUGCUGACUACAAUAACAACGCACAUAACUGUUAUUCGUAUUCCGAACCAACAUGAUGUCUGAUAUUGCGUUUGUUUACAGAUCACGUGCUUUGUUGUUUAUGAGCAAUGCGGAAUUGUUACUUUUGAGAUAAAUCUUCUGUGAUCAUAUUUUGAUAUAAAUAUUUAAUAUUUUAAGAACUACGUACUGUAGUAAUAAAAAUGCACAAAACAAGCAAUUGUGCAAUAUUUUUUGCACAUUGAAUGUUUAUUUAAUAAGCUUGCUUAACCAGGGUCAAACACGCAAUAAAUUUUUGCAACAUUCAAGACUGAGGUUGCAGCUUCAACAUAAAAUGAGUAUGGUGAAACUUGCUGUCAAAAAGUGCAAAUAAGUUAAAUUGUUUAUGGUUGCGCAAAGUUGUACUGUACUUAUUUAGUGAGGAAUUCCAUUUCAGGCCUUCUUUUUAAGGUAUCCUCUGUUUUACCAUAAAAGCAAAUGCUAUCUGAAUACCCUUAUUCUGUAGACAGGGUAUCUUACUGUGUUCUAACUGCAUGUGACCAUACUCAAAUAAACAGAGGGACCAGAACCUUCUUUUUGAUAAAACUUUUGUGGCACAUCAGCAGAAGAAUACAGGGCAUCCUAGUGAACGGUUUCACCACACCAUUUUCAAAUAUUUUUGUACCUUACUAGGAGGGGAGAAAAAGGCACUUUUGUACGUUUCCUUACAAGAAUGCUUGGAAUUAUCCCACUUUUCAAGAAUUUUAAACUUACUCUAGCACUUCAAAAAAAAUUUGAAAUCUGACAGAAGAUUCAGGCUAUUUAUGUUAGUGAUAAUUUUGAUUGUGCAUGACACCUUGUAUCAAGGUGUCUGUAUUACUAUAGCAUGGUGUGCAGUAUCGACACAACUGGCACUCAUUUAUUAAAAAGUAGAAACAAUUUUUUUCAUUCAAUACUGAUUUAUAACUCUUCCCAUUGCUGUAUUCUAUAGUGAUAUGUGAUGAAGAGGAUCAUUUUCAUAUCUUACAUUUUAGUCAUUUGUGUACUGUUUUCAGUAAAUUAUAAUUUAGAUUAAUUAUUUCGUUUACUACUACGACAUUAGUGAAAUAAUAAUUUUAGGCUGUUUAGAAAUGUAGAUUUUUUGUGUGUUUUUUUGUUGAUGUACUUGCCUGUAGAUUUAUGGGAAAAUUUGUUGUUAGGUUUUGUAUCUUCAAUAUUUUUAGAGUACUUUGGCGUUAAUUGAAACAAACGCUCUUCAUUUUAAUACUCAUAUCUUGUCCAUCUUAUCAGUCUUCCGUUUUGGAUAAGAUUACAGAUUACACAAUAGAAGAAAGGGUUAAAUUGUGUUGUAAAAUAUGGCAUGUAGUCAGUAAAAAGUGGCCUUAUCUUGUACUUAAUGAUGUUAUAGGUGUCUUAUUUGUUACAUUGUGCGAGAUUCAGAGGUACUUCCUCUACUUGAACACAAUGUAUGUUUAAACUUAACAUUUCCGGUACAAGCUACUAAUAAGCCUUGCAAUUUUUCUGUACCAUAGUGUUUUGAUAAUAGUUGGUUUGGAAGGCAACUCAAUCUACUCUGCUUCUGCCAAUUAGGAUGAAGUGAUAAAGCAGUUGCAGUCAUGAUGUAACAUCAUUAAGAUAAAGAAUGCAGAAAAUUUGUGAUUUUUUUUCUCAUGUGAUAUCAGUGUGCAACAUCAUCUUUACAGUUUGGUAUGGAAGGGAUAGUUUCCUUGUUGACCAAUAUUUUGAAAUGAAAUGAAGUUUCCUUUACUGUGUGACCAGCUUAGUUCAUAUCAAUUUGUUUGAAAACUCAAAAUUAUUUCACUCUUUUAAAUGCUCUUAAAUGUGAUGGGAUUUUUUUUUUAUAUACAGUGACCAAUUGCUAAUUGUUGAUGUUCAGUUGAGUGACAUUCUGUGUGCCAUGUCACCAAAGUGAAGGAAAGUGCUUAAUACAUAUCAAAAAACAACAAUCACAGA